GGUGGGAGGAGCUCCAUCACAAAGAUCUUCCAGAGCAGCAGCUCCGACUACACAGUGCAAGUAUGGCCGGGGACAGUGAGACACAUCUAAGGGACCGCGACGAGAACACCAACAUUGUUCGACAACCCUUUCUCAUCGGUGUCUCCGGUGGCACCGCCAGCGGCAAGUCGUCUGUAUGUGAGAAGAUCAUGGAGCUGCUGGGGCAGAACAAGAUUGACCACCACCAGCGGCAGGUGGCGAUCCUCAGCCAGGACAGCUUCUACAAGGUGCUAACUCCAGAGCAGAAGGCCAAGGCAACCAAGGGCCAGUUCAAUUUUGAUCACCCAGAUGCCUUUGACAAUGAGCUGAUCAUGCAAACACUCCGACAGAUCCUGCAGGGGAAGACUGUCCAGAUCCCAGUAUAUGACUUUGUCACUCAUUCCAGGAAAGACGAGUUUGUCACGGUGUAUCCGGCUGACGUGGUCCUGUUUGAGGGAAUCCUCAUGUUCUACUCGCAGGAAAUCAGAGACCUGUUCCAGAUGAAGCUGUUUGUUGACACAGAUCCAGACACACGGCUCUCACGCCGAGUUCUAAGAGACAUCAGUGAGCGUGGUAGAGAGCUGGAGCAAGUGCUGGCUCAGUACAUCACUUUUGUAAAACCGGCCUUUGAGGAGUUCUGUUUACCAACGAAGAAGUAUGCAGAUGUGAUUAUUCCACGAGGAGCAGAUAACCUUGUGGCCAUCAACUUGAUAGUACAGCACAUCCAAGACAUUCUGAACGGUGGACUAAGCAAGCGCCACAACGGCUGCAUGAAUGGCCACAGCACUCCACGUCAGCGACGGACCUCCGAGUCCAGCAGCCGGCCUCAUUGACCUCAUCACACCUCUCUUCACAGAGCGGAGAGGGGUGUGGGGGUCGCGCUGUAAAUAAUGCCUGAUGGCAUCUAUGUAUUUAAAAGAGAAAAGAGAUGCAAAAAGAAUUGAAAUGCCUUUAUUAUUAUGACUCGUUAUUAGUUCUUUCAUUGUAAUUGUUGAACUUAGAUUUUGGUCAGGAGGGUAUAAGAGAAGCUCUUGUUGUUCUUGUGAAGAGACCAUGGGUUAAAAUUGACCCCAUGCAUUUCCCUCCCAGAUUGCAUUUAUGUUUUUUAUGUAUCCCCUGCUGCUCCAUGGAAAUUCAUGCCGCUAAUGAAUAAAAGAGGGGAAUCCUUUUACUUUUUUUGUAAUGUCUGAUAAAACUUGAACCCCUAAUGGCUGGGGGAGUCUGAUAAAUGUUCGUUUGGGUUCCAAAUGAGAAGGGCGUGGAUUAGACGACGCGUUGAAGAAACCAGGAUUGCACUCUGUAUUUGUACUGACAAUCUUGGAAGUGUUCCUUUUCUCUUUUUUUCCAGUGUUUAAGUUCCCUCAUUGUAUUGUGUGGUCUAAUGUGUUACACUAGACAUCUGUUUACUACACAGUGUGCACCACAUUGAUUCUGAAUAAUGUCUGUAGCAGUAACACUACAUGAUUUUUCAGUACUGAUUGUCACAUGCAGAAUAAUGUGACUACCAGACCAAGGAAGCCAAAGGCUGGAAGGUUCAACUGACUACUGUAUUAACUCUGUCUAGUGUUGUGGGUAUUGUUAGAUUUUUGGGUUGCAUGUACCCUCUUAAUUAAUGACCUGUUGAUGUAUGAUUGUCCCCAUCAAAACUCAUGUUUUCUUAAAGAACAUGAAUUAAAUCAUACGGUUAUUCAAUUUACUUCCCUAAUUUAGAUGAGUUUGCCCACAUUCACUUGACAGUAUCAGCCCUGUUAGAUAAAGACAUGACAUGUAUAACUCUCAGGUUGAUAAUAAUAGCGUUUUGAUUUGAAUUUCCGCAUUAAAAGGUGUUUAAAGGAUGUUCAAUGCCACAGCAAUAUCCAUUUCCCCAGGUGAGUGGCUAUUGACCACUGAGACCUACCACAAUGCCUCUGCAAAGUUACCUCAGGUCAAACUGUACAGUAAGUAUUCACACUAGAAAGCAGUUUCCAUUCUAACUUAAGGUUACAAUAAAACAAACUUAAAUCAAUUUUAUAUUUCAUGUGCUGUAUUUGUUGUGUAUAGUACAACUGGAUGAAUGGUUUGUACAGUAUGUUUGUUGAAUAGGAAUUGGGUUAUUGAAUGAUUUAUAGAUGAAUGACGUCAAUUGAUUGAUGGUCAAUAAACGGAUGAAGCCGA
This is a messenger RNA of Dicentrarchus labrax (European seabass), 2172 nucleotides long. It is a transcript of the gene uck2b, whose product is annotated as uridine-cytidine kinase 2b. Gene Ontology annotation, cellular component: cytoplasm; cytosol. The coding region runs from base 63 to 851 and encodes 262 amino acids. Lineage: Eukaryota; Metazoa; Chordata; Actinopteri; Moronidae. The record is from RefSeq and is a predicted model, not a curated record. The transcript is spliced from 7 exons. Gene Ontology annotation, molecular function: ATP binding; kinase activity.